This is a messenger RNA of Oncorhynchus keta (chum salmon), 8366 nucleotides long. It is a transcript of the gene prdm11, whose product is annotated as PR domain containing 11. Gene Ontology annotation, molecular function: protein binding. The transcript is spliced from 8 exons. The record is from RefSeq and is a predicted model, not a curated record. NCBI's taxonomy places the organism in Eukaryota, Metazoa, Chordata, Actinopteri, Salmoniformes, Salmonidae. The coding region runs from base 191 to 3637 and encodes 1148 amino acids.
AGAUGGUGGUCAAAGCCGAGAGAAGCGGUUGACUCGUAGCAAUUAUUUCUAAUAAUCACUGCAUUGCCCUGGACUAGUGAAAUCAAAGAGUGGCGGUCCGUCAACGGCGAGGAUUACAGAGGCUUGAGUUGGGGUCGGGGGAUAACGUGUUCAUCGCAGACCGCCCGAAGCACUGCAGUUUCGUGUUAAGAUGAAUUAUGUGGGACUGAAUUUGCACUCAGUGGGCCCACUUCCCUCCACAAUGGCAGCAUCUUCUGCCUAUCAAACCGAGCCAUCCUCAGAAGCCGGGCCCUACAGCAGCACCAGCCUAAUCAAAGACGAGUGUGAGUCCGAGGAACCAAGCAAGAAACUCAAGGUUGAUCACAAGCACGGUGCCAGUGAGAGCCACCAAAAAGUAGACUUCUGGUUCUGUGAGGAGUGCAAAGAGUAUUUCUUGGAGGAAUGCCCAAACCACGGUCCUCCGGUCUUUGUGCCAGACACACCAGUGGCACUGGGGGUGCCCAACCGGGCUUCCCUCACAGUGCCCUCGGGAAUAGAGCUCGUCCGGGAGGAGGAGGAGGUGGAUGUGUGCUGCAUAGAUGCGGGCAUCCCCAAGGGGGCGCUCUUUGGCCCGUAUCAAGGGGAGUUGGUGUCUAAGGACUAUUCCUCAGGGUUUUUCUCUUGGAUGAUCGUUGAUGAGAACAACACAUACAAAUCCAUUGAUGGCAGUGAUGAAACUAAAGCCAACUGGAUGAGGUAUAUACGUAAUUCGUCGGAUGAGAAUGAGAGGAACAUGACUGCCUUCCAGCAUGGAGAACAUAUAUAUUUCCGUGUGUGUCGGCAGUUGUCAGCAGGAGAGAAGCUCCGCGUGUGGUACAGCGAUGACUACAUGAGGCGGCUACACAGUGUCUCGCAGGACAGUAUUGGCCACAACCUGGACACAGGCCUGUUGACUGUUGGGAAAUCCGAGGCCCGGGAGGAGACCAAAGGACCUGUGCUCAGGUCGGCUCUGCAUGGCAGGUGCAGCCUCAGCAAGCACACCAGCGAGGAGGGGGACGGCCAACCACAGGCCAAGAAGAAAAAGAUCGACCUCAUCUUUAAAGAUGUCCUGGAAGCCUCUCUGGAGGCCUCCAAGAGCCAGGAAAACCCCCUGAACAGCACCUUCUCCAUGAGGCGGACCAGAGCUCAGCGCGUCACGCUCACUUCCCAGAGAGGGGAGUCCUAUCUGGCCCAGGAGGAAUGCAAAGUGACUGGUCUGGGUCUCUACCCAUCAGAGCACCUAGAGGGGGGCUUUAAUGUUCGGUGUCUGAAGAUGGAGGAUUCCGAAGAUGACCCUGGUCAGAUUCAUGAGGAGCCUUCUACCUCGUUCUGCCCCAACUGUGUGAAGCUGAAGAGGAGGAUUCGGGAGCUGGAGGCAGAGGUGAUUCGUCUGAGGGGAGGAAACCAGGUGGAGGUACCACCCCACCCUGAGCUGGCACCAAUAGAUGAGCUCCAAGCAGCUGAGGCCAUGACCCCUAUUCCCGUGGUGCUGGAUGAGGAUGAUCAGGAUGUGGACUCUGCAGAUGAGUCCAUCACUGCUGACCUCAUGGUGGCUGCUGAAGACUCCUCCAAGCUGUUGGCUGGGCCUGGCCGACGUAUACGCCGCUUCAAGCAGGAAUGGCUCAAGAAGUUCUGGUUCCUGCGUUACUCGCCAACACUCAACGAGAUGUGGUGUCAUGUCUGCCGCCAGUAUACCGUCCAGUCCUCACGCACCUCCGCCUUCAUCAUCGGCUCCAAGCAGUUCAAGAUCCACACUAUCAAGCUGCACAGCCAAAGCAACCUGCACAAAAAGUGCCUGCAGCUAUACAAGCUUCGGAUGCACCCGGAGAAGACCGAGGAGAUGUGUCGUAACAUGAUGCUGCUGUUCAAUGCUGCUUACCACCUGGCACUGGAGGGCCGACCCUUCUCAGACCUGCGAGCGCUGGCUGAGUUGCUCAAGAAGUGCGAGCUCAAGGUGGUCGACCAGUACAUGAACGAAGGUGACUGCCAGAUCCUCAUCCACCAUAUCGCCAGGGCACUUAAGGAAGACCUGGCGGAGAGGAUACGCCUGUCGCCCUUCCUCAGUGUCAUCAUGGAUGGGCAAAACGAUGACUUGCUGUCAGACACCGUUGCCGUCUAUGUGCAGUUUACCACCAGCGAAGGACCCCCUGCCACAGAGUUCCUCUCCCUACAGAGGCUAAGUGUUGGCAGUGUGGAUGGCUACCUCCAGGCCAUUGAUCGGGCCUUUGCUGUGCUUGGUCUGAAGCUUCAGGACAUGCUGGUGGCCGGGCUGGGGGUCGAUGGCUCCAACAUCUCCUCUAGUUUGAGAGCAAAUCUGUACAUUGCAGUACGGAAGAAGCUCCCCUGGAUCCUCUGCUUGCCGGUCAUGAUCCAUCGUCCUCACCUGGAGGUGCUGGAUGCCAUCAGUGGGAAGGAGCUGUCCUGCUUGGAGGACCUUGAAAACAACCUGAAGCAGCUGCUGAGCUUCUACCGGUACUCCCCUCGCAUGAUGGCCGAGCUCAGGUCUACCGCCCCCACGCUGUCUGAGGAGACAGAGUUCCUGGGAGAUAUACGAGCCGUCAGCUGGAUUAUAGGAGAGCCAAACGUCCUGAAUGCCCUUAUCAAAGAUUACCUGGAGGUGGUGGCACACCUCAAGGACAUCAGUGGCCAAACGCAGAGGGCAGAUGCAGCUGCCAUCGCCUUGACCCUGCUUCAAUUCCUCAUGGAUUACCAGUCUGUCAAGCUAAUAUACUUUCUCCUGGAUGUCAUCGCUGUUCUUUCGCGUCUGGCCUUCAUCUUUCAGGGAGACUACCUGCUGGUGUCUCAGGUAGACGCCAAGAUUGAAGAGGCCAUCCGUGAGAUCGGUCAGCUGGUGGACUGCCCUGGGGAGUAUCUGCAGGAGUUUGAGGAGAACUUUCGCGAAAGCUUCAAUGGCGUAGACCUGAAUAACUUGCGCGUCGCCGAGUCCAAGUUCCAAUCCAUCCGCGAAAAGAUCUGCCAGAAGAGCCAGGGAAUCUUGUCUCAGCGACUUGACAUGCACAGCCGCACGGUGGUCAAGGCGUGCCGUGUGCUUGACCUCACCACCUGGCCACGCAACAGGGAUGACCUACGAGCCUUUGGGGAGGAAGAGAUCCUGCUCAUUUUUGACCACCUUGAAGCGAUCCCCUCGGCUGUCCGUGAGACGUCGCGGGACAGAACUGACGCUCGGGGCAGCCUGCUGGUGGAGUGGAGGGACCUCAAAGCCGACUACUACAGCAUGAAUGGCUUCAAGGAGGUGGUCAGUCAAAUCUCCAGGCACAAGCAGCGCUUCCCUCUGCUUAACCGCAUACUCCAAGUUGUCAGGGUCUUGCCCACUUCCACCACCUGCUGUGACAAAGGCCGUGGGUCCCUGCAGAAAGUGCGCAAGAACAACCGCUCUAGGCUGACGCUGGACCAGAUGAAUGACCUACUGACCCUUGCAGUCAACGGGCCGCCAAUAGCGAACUUCGAUGGCAAGCGACCAUUGGACAGCUGGUUUGAGGAGAAGUCUGGCAACAGCUAUUCACUCUCAGCCGAAAUGCUGAAUAGAAUGUCGGCUAAUGAACAAAAGUAUGUUCUGCACAGCAUGGAUGUGAACACAGAGUUCUACCCUGAUAUUUGACUGAUGAGAGCCAUGGCUUUACUUCACUUUAUUCCAAAAGCCAUCCCGGGGGAGGGGUGAUCUGGGCUAUAAUGUGAUUGGCCAUACAAGUGUGCAAUGGCCCUGCUGCUAAAAUGGCCUGAUCAGCAUCACUUUAGAAAAUGGAAACCUAGCUAGUAGAAUCUGUUGAGCACACAUUUAUGUCAAGCUCAGGAGGUAAAGUUGGUCUUAAAAGGCAAGACAGGAAACCUGACUUGGUGAAAACAAUCAGUUUGUAUGGGUGUUGAAUUUAAGUAUGUGUAACAUAUAGCACUUAUGUAGAGCAUGUGCUGAUGAUCACUGGUAUCAACUCUGUUAGAAAUGGCCAUUAUCAUUUAGUGGGGCUUUUAAAAUCUGCAGUCAACACCAUUAUUUGGAAAAUGCCAUAGGUUAAUAGCUCAAGUAUACGUUUUUUUGUAACAAUGCAAAUUAUUUCUCUUUCAAACAAGUCUUUGAUUUCUAUACAUUUACGGUUUAUUUUAAAAGUAGUAAAUGUUUGGUUCAAAUGACAUUUGUAUGAAAUUGUGCCAUAACAGCAUAUUGCAAGGUGAUAAAGUCUUGAUAAAGUGAAAGUUCACAAAUAACCAAGGUGCUAUGCCACACAUCGUCACAAGAGAUUAUAUGGUUUGUUUAAGUGUUUUUUUUGUACAGGUAUAUACUGCUGUGGUGAUUGAUAUUUCUUUUGUGGCUUUUAUAGGUCUUAAAAGAUUCCAUCGGGGGGAAUGUAUUUUUUUUUUUAAUUGCCUAAACAAAUGUAGGUCAAUUAUUCAUUAUGAAGCAGGUAGUUUGGAUGCUGAUUGGAUGAAAGGCGUGGUAUAUCAGACAUUAAACUGGGAGGUUCAAGCCCUGAAUGCUGAUUGGCUGACAGCCGUGGUAUGUCAGACCGUAUACCACGGGUAUGACAAAUCAUUUAUUUUUACUGCUCUAAUUACGUUGGUAGCCAGUUUAUAAUAGCAAUAAGGCACGUCUGGGGUUUGUGGUAUCUUGCCAAAAUAUACCACGGCUAAGGUCUGUGUCCAGGCACUCCUCGUUGCGUUGUGCGUAAGAACAGACCUUAGCCGUGGUAUAUUGGCCAUAUACCACACCCCCUCUGGCCUUAUUGCUUAAAUAUACCACAGGUAUGAUGCAAAAUUACUUGUUUACUGUUCUAAUUAUAUUGGUAACAAGUUUAUAAUAGUAUUAAGGCACCUUGGGUAUGUGGUAUAUUGACCAUACACCACACCUCUGGCCUUAUUGCUUAAUAUUAAAUUAUAAUAUUCGUUUUGCAAGGUGAAGCUUAUAUAGCCAUAAAUUAGCCAAAAGUUUUCAAUAUAUUGUUUAUACUUUACAUUUCUUGCAGCAUUUAUUCUUGCAUUUAUUCUUAAGUAUUUGUUUAGUAAUACUUCUGCCAAAUCAUGUAUGCAAGACAGAGUGCAUUUGAAAAGUAUUCAGUGUUGUUUUUUCUCAUCAAUCUACACACAAUACCCAUAAUGACAAAGCAAAAACUGUUGUUUUUUUGUUAUUUUUUUUUUGCAAAUAUAUUAAAUAUAAGAAACUGAAAUAUCACAUUUACAUAAGUAUUCAGACCCUUUACUUAGUACUUUGUUGCACCUUUACCAGCGAUUACAGCCUUGAUUCUUCUGGGUAUGAUGCUAUAAGAUUGGCACACCUGUAUUUGGGGAUCUUCUCUGCAGAUCAUUUCAAGCUUUAUCCGGUUGGUUGGGGAGCGUCGCUGCGUAGCUAUUUUCAGGUCUCUCCAGAAAUGUUCGGUCAGGUUCAAGUCCAGGCUCUGGCUGGGACACUCAAGGACAUUCAGAGACUUGUCCUGAAGCCACUCCUGCGUUGUCUUGGCUGUAUGCUUAGGGUCGUUGUCCUGUUGGAAAGUGAACCUUCACCCUAGUCUGAGGUCCUGAACGCUCUGGAGCUGGUUUUUGUCAAGGAUCUUUCUGUACUUCGCUCUGUUAUUCUUUCCCUCGAUCCUGACUAGUCUCCCAGUCCCUGCUGUUGAAAAACAUCCACACAGCAUGAUGCUGCCACCACAUGCUUCACCGUAGGGAUGGUGCCAAGUUUCCUCCAGACUUAACCCUUGGCAUUCAGGCCAAAGAGUUAAAUCUUGGUUUCAUAUGGUCUGAGUCCUCUAGGUGCCUUUUGGCGAUCUCCAAGCGGACUGUCAUGUUCCUUUUACUAGGAGUGCCUUCUCUCUGGCCACUCUACCAUAAAGGCUUGAUUGGUGGAGUUCUGCAGAGAUGGUUGUCCUUUUGGAAGGUUCUCCCAUCUCCACAGCGGAACUCUGGAGCUCCGUCAGAGUGACCAUCAGGUUCUUGGUCACCUCCCUGACCAAGGCCCUUCUCCUCCAAUUGCUCAGUUUGGCCGGGCAGCCAGCUCUAGGAAGAGUCUUGGUGAUUCAAAACUUCUUCCAGUUAAGAAUGAUGGAGGCUACUGUGUUCUUCAAUGCUGCAGAAAUGUUUUGGUACCCUUGUGCCUCGACGCAAUCCUGUCCCAUAGCUCUACAGACAAUUCCUUCGACCUCAUGGCUUGGGUUUUGCUCUGACCUGCACUGUCAACUGUGGGACCUUAUAUAGACAGGUGUGUGUGUGUGCCUUUCCAAAUCAUGUCCAAUCAAAUUUACCACAGGUCAGGGCCAAUCAAGUUGUAGAAACAUCUCAAGGAUGAUCAAUGGAAACAGGAUGCACCUGAGCUCAAUUUCGAGUCUCAUAGUAAAGGGUCUGAAUACUUAUGUAUAUAAGGUAUUUCUGUUUUAAUUUUUAAUACAUUUGCAAAAAAAGCUAGAUGUGGAAAAGGGUACGGGUCUGAAUACUUUCUGAAUGCAAUGUAUGUCACUUGAAUUUAUUCACAACGAGUGCAAUAUGUAUUAUGACUUAUGGCCAAAUUCAACAACCAUUUAGAGGGGGAAAAGUUAUCCCCAUCUUAUUGUAUAAUUGACUUAUAAUGAAUGACAUUGCCAAGUUAAGUAGUGGACAGAAAGUUUUGCUAAAAUGCAUUUUAGCAUAUUAUUUGUGGCUGCUACAGUUGUCAUACAUGCCAAAGUUUAGAUUUCAGAAGGGUUUGUAAAACUGGAAUGUGUUGACAUGACAACUUUCUUUGCUUUGCUUUUUGAAAACACUUUUGAGAUAGUAUACUUCAUCGGUUAUCUGAAACUCAGAUCAUUUAGGUGGAGUGAAAUGCAUUUGAAAAUCCUAGAAACCACUAAAUUUGCACCUGUGUUGUAUGAACUGUAUGAGUAACUGUUAACUAAGGUUGAUGGGAUCAUUUCUCUCAUGUUGGUUCAUGACUAAGACUUUGACUUUACUGUUCGAAAUGUAAUACUUUUAUAUUCACUAUAUAAAAUUAAUAAGUGGCCAUGCAUUAACAUUUACUGUUCGAAAUGUAAUACUUUUAUAUUCACUAUAUAAAAUUAAUAAGUGGUCAUGCAUUAAUAGGCAAAGAAUCUUUUUGCUUGUAUAUUGAAAGUGAGUUAUUUGAACUUAAUUUUGGAUAUUAUAUUGAACCUUUGGUUGGUUUCAAAAUAUUGUUUUUAAAUUGUCAACAAUUAAAUUACUGAAAGGCAUAUUUUAAAAAAUUCAAAAAUCUAUUUAACCUUUAUCCAGGCGAAAUAAUUAAGAACAAAUUCUUAUUUACAAUGACGGCCUAGCAUACCAGUCAGAGCCAGACUGCUUUAAGCCGUGAUUUCACCUUUAAAUUAAUUACUGUAGUAAUUUUAAGAGGUACGCACACUUGCUUGUUUGCAUGGUUGUUGUACUGUAUAUGCACCAUGAUUGUAAUCUUCAAAUUAUUACAUGCCAAUUUAAAUAACAUGCAUUCUUCAUAUGUGGUAUGUGUUUUGGGUGGAUGUAUAGACUUAUUACCUCAAUGAGGUAUGCUAUGAAGUGUCACAAAAACCAUUUUGCUUUCAUUACUGUUUACUUCAUGUAUGGACUCUUAACGAUAGGCAGCUGUGUAAUUCAUGAGACAGGGCGUUGAGAGAGAAAUUUAGUCAACAAUCACUUCUUCACAACUGGAAUCACAGCACCAAAAAUAUUUCCCACCCCAAUGCAAAUAUUCAGAGGAAUGCUUUUUUUGUGUUAUCUUGGCCAAUCAUCUUUUUACUUAGCUUAGGUCGGGGUAUGUAGUUUUCUUUGCUUAUUCUAUAAAUGAUUGUUUUGCACCUUAUAUGUUUAUAUUUCUGUGUACUUUAUGUUAAUGAUUGUGAGUAUGUCCACAGCAAAUGUGCAUGUUAAUUCAUGAGCCAAGACCAAGAAAAAUGAGUUCUUGAUCCUCGUGCUUCUAGAUUUAUACUGUCAUCUAUUUCAGAUUUUCCAAACUGAGCUUGUACCAAAAUUCUAAUUCUAGAUCUACAUUUAGCCUACCAUUUGAUAUAUUGUAAUAUACACCAUGUAACUUUAACAAAUGUAUGUAUGCACAAUGUUGUAUGCAGCCAAAUGAAAGUCAAUCAGUUAUACUGUGGUAUUAGUGUAUUAUAUAUUUUUGAGGGGGGAAAUUGCAACGAUUCCUUUGAAUGGUUGAAAUGCCUGCACACUUAUAUCACUGUUUUUGAAAAGGGAUAAAUUAACAAUACAAAACAUUUACCUUUAAUCGGUAACACUUCACAUUUAGGUACCCUUUAAGGGAGUUGUAAAGGGUUUAUACGUAUAAUGAACAAAAAUAUAAACGCAACAUGUGAAGUGUUGCUCCCAUGUUUUAUGAGCUGAAAUAAAAGAUCCCAGAAAUGUUC